AUGUCAAAGUGGAAACAAGGGAAGAGGAGGAGCUCACGUUUAUCUGGUGUAUUGGAUGCUUGCAAGGCACAGCAAUCACAGAAAAUUGCUUUACAUGAAAACAUCACCAAGGGACCAUAUGAUGAUAAAGCAGCACCCUUCACUGGUUAUACUCCAAUACAAGAUCAACCCUCAAGUAUGCCAGAGAAACCUAUACUAGAGCGUAUUCUUGACAUAUUACAGAGGAGAGACACCUAUGAAAUAUUUGCUGAACCUGUUGACCCUGAAAAGGUUGAGGGUUACUAUGAAAUCAUUAAAGAACCAAUGGAUUUUGGCACAAUGAGAGCUAAACUUCAUGAAGGAAUGUAUACAAGUCUUCAACAAUUUGAGCAUGAUGUAUAUUUAAUUCCUCAAAAUGCAAUGCAUUUUAAUUCGCCAACAACUAUCUACUUCAAACAGGCUCGAGCCAUUUAUGAACUAGCACAAAAGGCUUUCAGUUGUCUCAAAAAUGACCCAAAGAACUUGGAGUCGGAAUUUUCAGAGACAAAACGAAGAACUAACAGAAGGAUCAUGUAUGAAGCUAAAGCUCCAUCAAGUUCUAAGCUUACAACAAAUUUAAGGAGCAAUAUUAAGACCAACUUAUCAUCGAAAAGUAUGUCGUGUUUUCUUGGCAAUUCUGGUGGUUUUGAUUCAAGAGAUUAUGGAAUACACUCUGGUGCUAUAAAUUGUAAGAGAAAUAGUUGUGUUGAAGGAGAUAAACGUUGCACAUAUGCACCCUGGACGUCUCUCUUAACUGAGAAUGCUUCCAUUGUUUCCACCGACCCGACACCAUUAGGUCCUGUUAAUCAACAGGAUAUUGGUUACAAAGAUAGCUUGAUGUUGUUUGUUAAAGACUUAGGACCAACAGCCCAAAUGGUUGCCAAGCGGAAGUUGAUGGGAUGCUGGGUUGGUGCUUUGUUUCAGCAACCUGAAUGUGAAUAUCCUAAUGCAUUUGGUUCAACCCAAAAAGGAUUUCCUAGAGCAACUGUAAAUAUAAGCGAUCAUCUUCAUAGUCAUAGGGGUCCUACCAAUUACAAAGGCCAAAUGCGAGGUGAUGAUGAUCCAGUGGACAGGUUAAAUGAGAAACAGUUGGAAUCUUGUCAACUAAAGCUCUCUAUUGGUGGUGGGUUGGAAAGCAGAUGUUAUAGUAAGCAAGCAAAGGUGGAAACAUCGUCAGCUCCUCCAACUCAAAUUGAGGAAAAUAGGUUGGAUUUGAGGAGUAGAAAAGAUGAGGUUGAAGCAAGGAAAGGGUUUAUAUUUGAUUUGCCAUUUCUAAAGAAGCGGCUUCAUGAGAUUAAUUCACUGGGGAAAUAA
Gossypium arboreum is the source of this 1332-nucleotide messenger RNA. RefSeq lists its product as uncharacterized. The transcript has 7 exons. The record is from RefSeq and is a predicted model, not a curated record. Lineage: Eukaryota; Viridiplantae; Streptophyta; Magnoliopsida; Malvales; Malvaceae. The coding region runs from base 1 to 1332 and encodes 443 amino acids. Gene Ontology annotation, molecular function: protein binding.